Andrographis paniculata is the source of this 4443-nucleotide messenger RNA. RefSeq lists its product as uncharacterized. The record is from RefSeq and is a predicted model, not a curated record. Gene Ontology annotation, molecular function: zinc ion binding; nucleic acid binding. Bases 1 to 4443 code for a protein of 1480 amino acids. The transcript has 8 exons. Gene Ontology annotation, biological process: DNA integration. Lineage: Eukaryota; Viridiplantae; Streptophyta; Magnoliopsida; Lamiales; Acanthaceae.
AUGGCAGGGGGUGAAGGAUCCAAUUCUCAACAAGUUGAUGUACAAGGUCUUCUCAACACCAUUCUACAAGAGUUCAAAACUCUUCACCAUUCUGGAUUGGAGUUGAUGAAUAAUAGGAUGGAUCAACUGGAAGAGAAUCAACAAAAGUUACAAGAGAAUAUCCGACCGUUACCUGAAGCUCAAAGGCGAAAUAAUGUUCAACCGCAUUUGAGGCCAAGACGCAACAUCCGGCCCCCAUCACCACACAACACUGACGAACCCGAUGAUGAGGAGUUUGGAGGAAAUUGGGAACGACCUAGGCAUCAUAAUAACCAUCACCGACGGGAUGGAGAUGAGGCGAUCAACUCGAUCAAGUUCCAAGUGCCACCGUUCCAAGGAAAAUCCGACCCUGAAGCAUUUUUGCAAUGGGAGCGAAGGUUAGAACUAAUCUUUGAUGUUCAACAAUUAACUGACCAACAAAAACUCCGUGUGGCCGUAAUGGAGUUUUCAGAUUAUGCGCUUGCAUGGUGGGACCAAUUGAGCAUCAACCGCUACAGAAAUAGGGAGGCUCCAGUGCGUACUUGGACAGAACUUCGUACACUAAUGCGAAAGAGGUUUGUUCCCCCUCAUUACCAUCGUGAAGUAUUGCGGAGAUUGCAGAGUAUACAACAAGGGGCGCGGUCAGUGGAGGAGUACUAUAAGGAGGUUGAAACACUUCUUCUACAAGCCGAUAUCCAUGAAGAUCAGGAGCAAACGAUGUCUAGAUUCUCGAAUGGACUUCAAAGGGAUAUUGCUGAUGCGGUAGAGAUGUACCAAUACGUGGACCUUGAGGAGAUGAUACACUUGGCCAUAAAGGUGGAGAAGCAACUAAAAUCAAAGCGGAUGCAAGGUGAAGGACACCCAGACGAGCGCCCUAAUCCUCAAAUCGCAGCGCUAUCCAAAGCAUUGGAAGCACGAUUCACGAAGCAACUUACUGACGAGAUGGACACCGUACACUCAAUGUUGGCUGAUCUUGCUCAAUCUAUUCGGGAAUUGACAACUGAGCGACAGCAGGGCCGACCCGCCCCCGACGCUAGUCGAUCUGCAAGGCGGAAUCCUAUAUACCGAGGUAGGGAAGACGCUUCUGAAAAUUUUGAUGAAGAAUGGGAGCCACCCCCUCCAAAUAGAGACAACCGAAAUCAAGAUCCUAUGAGGAACUUGAAGUUCAGCAUUCCUUCUUUCAAUGGGAAUUCUGACCCGGAUGUUUAUCUUGAUUGGGAGAAGAAGAUGGAGUUGAUUCGAGAUUGCUCUACAUAUGAUGAUGAGCAAUGGACGAGAAUUGCUGUAAUGGAGUUCACCCACUAUGCCCUUAAUUGGUGGGAGCAACUAAGUACGAAACGAAGGCGAGAAGGGAAGGCGCGGAUCACCACAUGGGAUGGGCUCAAAAAGGCUCUGAGGAAACGAUUCGUACCAUCCUGGUAUAGGAGGGAGCUACACGAACGAGUUCAACAAAUGUCUCAAGGUAACAGAAGUGUAGAGGAGUAUUACAAAGAGCUUGAGACAGCCAUGAUGCGGGCUGAUAUUGUGGAGGAUCCUGAAGCAACCAUGGCUCGAUUCAUGAGUGGAAUCAACCGAGAUUUGAGAGAUACUCUAGAGCUACACCCGUAUGUUGACUUGUCGGAAUUGCUCCAACGUGCGAUUUUAUUGGAGAAACAACGCAAGCGAAAGGGGCGAGCGGAUUCUUUCAAUCGACCACCACCCCGGUCUACCCAAACUAUCCUGGAGCCCCGAGGUAUCCCUAAUACUAACGUCAAUAAAUUUUCUAAUGUUGACAAGGGAAAAAGUAAUCCCCGAAACCGUGAAAUUACCUGUUUUCGGUGUCAAGGGAAAGGGCACUAUGCCUCUGAGUGCCCGAACAAGAAGGCCAUGAUCUUGACGGAUGCGGGUGAAGUCGUCACCGACGAUGAAGGAGAUGUAGAUGGUGAACAAAUUCUUGAAUGUGAGGAAAGUACUGUUGAAGAAGAUGAUGAAUACUCCAAAAUCACGGUGGUAACUCUGCGGUCUCUUAGUACAUUUCAAAAGGAGGAACCAACCCAAAUGCAAAGAGAGAACAUCUUCCACUGUCGUUGCAAAAUCGAAGGCAAGAUUUGCAGCAUGAUAAUUGAUAACGGAAGCUGCACCAAUGUGGUUAGUGAGACAUUGGUCAAAAAGUUGAACCUUGUCACCAAGCCCCAUCCGCGACCCUAUCGAUUGCAGUGGUUGACCAAUAAUGGGGAACUACGAGUAAAUAAACAAGUUGAGGUAACCUUCCGAAUUCGUGGUUAUAUGGACCAGGUUGUAUGCGAUGUUGUGCCAAUGCAGGCUUGCCACAUACUACUUGGACGGCCUUGGCAAUUUGAUCGCAAUGAAUUUUCUGAUGUACUACCCAAGGAACUACCAAGCGAGUUGCCCCCAAUCCGUGGUAUUAAGCAUCAGAUUGAUUUCAUACCUGGCGCUCAAUUGCCAAAUAGGCCGGCAUAUAGGGCCAACCCAGAUGAGACCAAAGAGAUCCAAAGGCAAAUCCAAGACUUGUUAGAUAAAGGCUGGGUGCGUGAGAGCCUUAGUCCAUGUUCUGUACCGGUACUCCUCGUUCCAAAGAAGGAUGGUAAGUGGCGUAUUUGUCUAUUCCUUGGCUAUGUUGUUAGCGCACAGGGAAUACAAGUCGAUGAGGAGAAGAUCAGAGCCAUCCAGGAGUGGCCUGUCCCUACUACUGUUCGUGAAGUUCGUAGUUUCCAUGGCUUGGCGGGAUUCUACCGAAGGUUUAUUCGUGAUUUCAGUACUAUUGCAGCCCCUCUCACUGCUGUUAUUCGCAAGGAUGAACUGUUUAGUUGGGGAGAAGCGCAACAACAAGCCUUCGACAAGCUGAAAUAUUUGUUAACUCAUGCCCCAAUUCUUAAACUCCCGAACUUUGAACUAACAUUUGAACUUGAAUGUGAUGCUUCAGGUGUGGGUAUUGGAGCCGUUCUAAUGCAAAAUCGCGAACCUAUUGCAUACUUCAGCGAGAAGCUAGGUGGCGCAGCCUUGAACUACCCAACUUACGACAAGGAGUUAUAUGCCUUGGUUCGUGCACUUCAGGUAUGGCAGCAUUAUCUUUUGCCAAAGGAAUUUGUUAUCCACUCAGAUCACGAGUCCCUUAAGCAUAUAAAAACUCAAGCUAAACUAAAUAAGAGGCAUGCCAGAUGGAUUUCUUUUGUUGAUACAUUCCCUUAUGUGAUAAAGUAUAAGAAGGGAAAGGAUAAUGUCGUAGCUGACGCACUUUCUAGGCGGCAUGAGGGCUAUUUGUAUAAGGCUAACCAGUUGUGUAUUCCACAAGGUUCUAUUCGAACUGUUUUAACUCACGAAGUCCAUGAAGGUGGACUCAUGGGGCAUUUUGGAGCCACCAAAACUCUUAAACUUUUGCAGGAAAAAUUUUAUUGGCCAAGGAUGCGUGCGGACGUGGAACAACACAUUACACGUUGCAUUACAUGUAGACAAGCCAAAUCCACAACGCUACCACAUGGUUUAUAUAAGCCCCUGCCUACACCCGACACACCUUGGGUAGAUUUGAGUAUGGACUUCAUUUUGGGGCUACCUCGUACAAAAGGAGGUAAGGACUCUAUCAUGGUUGUUGUCGAUAGGUUUUCAAAAAUGUCCCACUUUAUUCCUUGCAAUAAGACGAAUGACGCAAUGCAUAUUGCUAAUUUGUUUUUCAAAGAAGUAGUUAGAAUGCAUGGAAUUCCCCGUACGAUUGUAUCUGAUAGGGACACUAAAUUCUUAAGCUUUUUCUGGAAAAACUUUUGGGGAAAAUUAGGGACAAAACUUCUCUUUUCUACCUCAUAUCACCCACAAACAGAUGGUCAAACGGAAGUAACAAAUCGCACCCUAGGCACUCUCCUUAGGUGUAUUAUCAAAAAGAAUUUGCGUAGUUGGGAAAGUUGUCUCCCUCAUGUUGAGUUUGCAUAUAAUCGUGCUAUCCAUAGUGCUACUAACAUGUCCCCUUUUGAAGUAGUGUACGGCUUCAACCCACUUUCUCCAGUUGACCUAUUGCCACUACCAUGUGUGUGGCUUCACUUACGAAAAGAGAGAUUUUCGGCACAACGCAAGUCUAAGUUGUCCCCACGAGGCGAUGGUCCCUUUCAAGUCGUUGAACGCAUCAACGAUAAUGCCUACAAACUAGACCUCCCAGGUGACGAGAGGUUGAUGGGACAACCUUUUCAAGAGAGGGGGGAUGAUGUGACCAUCAUGACGGAAUUGGACCCAAUCAUAAUUCCUCCUGGACCAAUCACUAGGAGCCGAGCCCAUAAAUUUCAAUUGGCAAUAACAAAGUGUGCCAAACUUCAAAUGGAUGCCACUGCUGAACUCUACAACGACGAUCAAAAUAAACCAUGCAUUCUUCUGGAAAUUGGAUCACAAGUCCCAAGGACCAUAAGGCCAGGAGCACCUUACAAGGCAUUGGACCUCCCCUAA